AAGAUUAUUGGAAUUAUGAGAGAAGAAACUGACAACACUAUGAAUGAGCAGAUUCAGUUCAGUGCAUCACUGUCUUCCCCUGCCUUCUCCAUGCAGCAGGUGAUCAGUGUCUGGGUGCGGGACCCGCGGAUACAAAAGAAUGACUUUUGGCAUGCCUAUAUAGACUACGAAAUUUGUUUGCAUACCGACAGUGUAUGCUUUACCAAGAAGAUCUCAAGUGUGAGAAGGCGGUACAGUGAGUUUGUAUGGCUCAGGCAGAAGUUACAAGCAAAUUCGUUGCUAUUGGUAAAGCUACCAGAGCUGCCCCCAAAGAACCCCUUCUUCAGCCUGAACAAUGCCCAGCAGAUCACUGAACGGAUGAAAGGGCUGCAAAAGUUUUUGGAACAGACCCUGCAGAACCCUUUGCUGCUGUCCGACAGCUGCCUGCAUCUUUUCCUACAAUCACAGCUCAACACAUCCAAGAUGGAGGCCUGUGCUGCUGGCAGGACCCAUUACUCUGUGGCCCAGGCAGUCAAGCGCUGUGGCCUGAAGAGAUUUCACUCUGAGGAGGAUCUGCAGAAGGACCUCAGCAUGUCCUGUGACUCUGACUCCGACAGCUCAGAGUGUAGAGAUCCAGAGCUUCGAAUUAAAGAUUUGGCAAUAAAUACAGCACACAGUACGGCUUCACUUGAUCUCAUGGGAACCAGCCAGGAGGAAACCCUCAGCUGCUCAUGUGGUUCAACAUGAAAACAUCAGCAGCAGCACAAAUAUUUGGACCGUACAAGAAGAAAUUUGCCUGUUACCUGCCAUACUGCACUUUUGGCUGCAUUCUCGCUCCUAUUUGUUUCACUUCCAAAAAGUAAUUUUGUUCAAGGCAUUUUAGUUUAAAACAUGUAAACAUGUAAAACAUGAGUGGAUAGUAAUAAAAUGUAUCUAUGUUGAAUACCAGUGUUUGGUCUGUAUAGCUAUAACGUUUUAGCAACACUGUGCCUGAAGAUGGCAGUGUUGUCACAUCAAUAUGUUUGUUUAUUCACUUAAUCCAUGAACAUAUGCUGUAACUGUCUAUAUUUACUCCAUAAAAAAGCUUAACAGGA
Plectropomus leopardus (leopard coralgrouper) is the source of this 1073-nucleotide messenger RNA. RefSeq names its product sorting nexin 10b (gene snx10b). Gene Ontology annotation, cellular component: endosome. Lineage: Eukaryota; Metazoa; Chordata; Actinopteri; Perciformes; Serranidae. Gene Ontology annotation, molecular function: phosphatidylinositol phosphate binding. The record is from RefSeq and is a predicted model, not a curated record. Gene Ontology annotation, biological process: vesicle organization; intracellular protein transport; cilium assembly.